Closterium sp. NIES-67 is the source of this 1133-nucleotide messenger RNA. The record is from the annotation of a GenBank genome assembly. Lineage: Eukaryota; Viridiplantae; Streptophyta; Zygnematophyceae; Desmidiales; Closteriaceae.
ACUGCCGACCCAGCAGCCCUAGCAGCAGCAGCAGCAGCAACGGCCGCCACAGCAGGGGCCCAGGAGCAGCAUCGUCUCGCAUUGCAGUCGGCACGUCGGUGCAGGCGGCGUGGGGCUGGCAGCGGCACUGCUACUGGGGGCAUACGGAGCUCGGAGUGGCGGGAGGGCGUGGUGGACAGUGUCACAACAGGGGGCUACGUGGUUCGCGAUGCAGGGGGUCAGAUGCACGAGGUCCGGGAGACGAGAGUGCGGCGGGUGGAGGAGAGUGAGGAGGAUGCGAGGAAGAGAGCGCAGGAGGCACUGGCAGCAGUUGAGAGGGAGGCGGACGAAACACGGAGAGCGCUCAAACGGAAGAUGGAGGAAGCUUCCAGGACGGAGCUGGUGAAGAAAGAGAUCCCACUCAAGCUGCGGAUCAAACCGGAAGACUCAGAGGACGUGAAAGCAGAGAAGAAGCGGAAGAUCCACGCGUCAAGUCGAAGCAGCGGAUGGAGAUGCUGGAGGUGAUGACCAACAAGAAGCAGAACACGUGGCAGCAGUUCCAAACCAAGGGCAUAAAAAAGAAGGCGGGCUUCAUGACGGGGCGCAAGAAGGAGAGCAUAUUCAAGUCGCCAGAGGACGUGCACCGGCAAGGCGGAGGAGGACUGAUUAUCUUCAUUUACGGUUUUGAGGCGCCUCAAGGCAAGGUGGGCGUGGUGGGGAGCAGACAGGGCAUGACUGACUUCCAAAACAAGGAAAAUGAAUUUGCAGGACUGACAGUGAUUGUCUCAAGUUUUCGUGCAACAUUGAUUUUUGCUGCUUCAGCCCUGAUAUUGAGAAUGUUUGAUUGUGUUGCUGAGAAAGUGCAUGCUUCACCUUGGUCUGCCCUUCUGUUUUUUUUUUUUUUUUUUUUUUUAAUGCAGUCUCAGAGUAACGAAUGGAGUAGAAUGAGUGAUACGGAGUGGUUUUGUUCUAAGGUGUUGUACUCUCUAUGAGCAUGCACCUAUCUAGCCUAUGACAUAUACAAAUAUAUGUUGACACACCCCUAGGCUAGAUAAGGGGCGACUAGCACGAGACACGCAGCUCAGGGUGGCACUACUAGUCCAACCUCUGGGGCAAGGGUACGAAGACGAGUCAGAAGAGUACAAACUAGACAA